Priapulus caudatus is the source of this 1501-nucleotide messenger RNA. Its product is annotated as EGF domain-specific O-linked N-acetylglucosamine transferase-like. NCBI's taxonomy places the organism in Eukaryota, Metazoa, Priapulida, Priapulimorpha, Priapulimorphida, Priapulidae. Gene Ontology annotation, molecular function: protein N-acetylglucosaminyltransferase activity. The transcript has 12 exons. Gene Ontology annotation, cellular component: endoplasmic reticulum lumen. Bases 1 to 1359 code for a protein of 452 amino acids. The record is from RefSeq and is a predicted model, not a curated record.
AUGAGAGCAGUAAAGGCACAGCAACAUGCACGCCAUACUGAUCCAUGGAACAUAAAUAUCCCAGAAGAACACCUUUCUCAGUAUUUUUACAACCAGGAUAAGCUAUCCCGAAGAUGCGAAGAAUGGCAGAAUUGCCCUUACAAGCCUUACACAAAGAAUACGGAGUGUUGGGGCUAUGAAGGUAGCUGUGUUCCUGAUUACAACUAUGCAGACUGCUUGGAACUGCAACCAAAUGUCAACGAUAGUAGAAGAAUACAGCGCGCUAGAAAGCAUUUCUAUGAAGCUGCUGAUUGGGGAUACGUGAAGCAAGAAAUCGACUCGAUGAAAAGUUUCUGCACACCACAGCAUACGACCGAUUCUGCACUGAGAUGCAGUUCCAAUAUGCAUUACUGCGAAGCGGAAAAUAUUUAUAUCAAUUUUGAAAUGUUGGGCAAAGAUCCACCGGAGGGAGAACCACAUUACUAUUUUAGGCAUAGGCAGAUCGAUUUUAGCCGUGGACGGAUGGGAGGGCAUUGCAAACUUGACAGGCCAGGACUUCUCAAUCAGAAGCAUCAUUCGCAGUGCUCACUGUCAUCGUGGUAUCCCACCAUAAAGUAUUAUGAUGAACUAGACUUUCGUCCCAGUGCAAGCAACCAUUGUGAUAUUGUGGAGGACAAGCUCACAUUUCUUAUUAAAUUGGAUAUUGGUGCGAACUUGUAUCACCACUUCUGUGAUUUCUUCAACAUUUACCUUAGCCAACAUAUUGGCAGACAUAACUUUACUGACGACAUAAAAAUUAUCAGCUGGGAUUCACCUAGUGGUUGUAGCGGAAGCAGAAUGUUCGCAGCAUUCAAUCAACAUCUUCUUCAUCGACUAGAAAUCCAACAAUACGGACCAAUGGAUGGACAGGUUAGAGUAACCCUCAUUGCAAGAACAACAGCGACAAGAACGAUUUUGAAUCAACGAGAACUCGUCGAUGCAAUGAAAACCGUUCCAGCCGUUCACCUCAGUGUUUAUGAUCUAAAUACAAAGAAAAUAUCAUUUCGUGAUCAAAUAAACAUUACGCAUAACACGGAUAUUAUUGUUGGCAUGCAUGGAGCUGGUCUGACGCAUAUGCUAUUUCAACCAGAUUGGGGAGUAACCUUUGAAAUGUAUAACUGCGAAGACGGUUGCUAUAGUGAUCUGGCGCGACUUCGGGGAAUUAAGCAUCUUACAUGGCGGAGGCCUUAUAAGUUGUGGAAAGAAGCUACCACGCAGAACGAUCAUAUCAAAGAUUACAGUUAUGGAUUUGAUGUUGAAGAGUUCAUGAAGAUUCUCAUGUUGGGAAUAGACUACGUCGAAAAAAAUACGAACUUCCAGAACGCGAGAACUGUUGGGUAAAUGGCACACCUCUGAAAGAGAGAGAAACUGUGUUGCAUGCUAGUCUACGCACCUUCCGUACUAAACACCAACGUAGGUUUGCAAUAACAAUGACAUUAGAAAUACAUACAAAUACAUUGGUACAUGCGUACGGAGCCCGGGA